UGUGCCGGUAGAUGAAGGUCUGCUUCUAUCGAUGCUUCUGAAGGUGAUGAAUGCGAAGAAGACGUUGGAGCUCGGUGUCUUCACUGGUUAUUCUCUUCUCACUACUGCUCGUGCACUGCCUGCUGAUGGCAAAAUCUGGAACUCGGUUUCAAUUUCUACUUCAUGUCUCCUUUGGGUGACAGCCACAGCCACUCUUGGUAUCUUAUCCUCUUUACAAGCCAAAAGACUGUCACAUUAUGAAUUUGCUAAUUAGCUCUAAGUGUGGUGCUAAUCAUCUUAUUAAGAUUUUAAUCCCACACCUAAUGCAGGUUAGUGACGUUGCAUUUUCUCAUCCACAUGAUAGUAGAGAGACAAAUGUUAUUAGUGUGAUUAUUAAUGAAUCAACCACAACCCACUAGCAAUUAAUAGCUUGUUUGGAUGUACUUUUAAACUGACUGAAAGCGCUUUUAGGAAAAAUAGUUUUAGGUUCCAAAAGCAUUUGAAGCACCAGUUAUGUGUUUCUUCAAGAAAAUACUUAAAGUAAUUUUCCAAGAUUCACUUACAUUUUUAGUAAAUAUCAAUUCUAAAAACAUUUUCACCAAAAACGGUUUCAGUCAUUUUAAAAAACACAUCCAAACAAACUCUAAGACUUGUUGGGAAUCGUUCAGCGCUUUCAUAUAACAAAAAACAUAUGUGAUAACAUUUUGCAGAAAAAAUUGAAAAUAAUCCUUGAUUCAAAGACUUUGUAACUUUCUUACAUAAAGCGUUUAUAAGUGAUUUUUACAUAAACAUUUUGAAUUGGAUCUUAAAAUAUGUUUAAGACUGUUUCUAGAAGGGCUAAACGAUGCUUUCUACCAACUAAACACACUUGUGCGUACUAAAAAAAAAAACACUUGUUCGUUGUAACGAUUCCCAUACAAGCAUUUUCAAAUGAAUUUGUGGCACACUCUCCCAAAUAUCAUAAAAGAUCUUAAGUUCGAGUUACUUUCACGUUAAAAAAAAUGAAAAAGGCUAAUGCUCAAUCAAAAUGUUAAUGGGCCAAUCCAUAACUGAAGAUUUUCCAAAUAAAGUAAUGAAAGGCCCAACCUGGAAUGCUGCUAAUCAAAUGUUGCUAAUACAAAUUAGAACCUAAAACAGUUAACAGGGAAGGCAGAACCAUAUUCGUCAUUGCUUAGGAAUUAAGUCAAAGCAUGGCCAGUGCGGUACGGUGCGGUGCAAAAACAGGUGUGCACCUAUGAAUAAGAAACCCUAACUACAACAAUUUCUCCUCAAGUUUUUAUUCAAAUAAUAAAAGAGGAAAAAAAAAAAAAAAGAGAAAGACCGACCAAAAGCCACAAAAGCUCAAGGGUUGUAAAAACAAAAACCUGCAGAGAUCCUUGAACCCAAAGCUUGGACAAUACCUACCUUUUGGCACACUUGUCUUUUAAGCAAAACUCACACCCAAGAGGUCCACCAUAACACAUCUGCCUUAUCAAGGAACAUCCCACGUUCUUUCUCUUUCCGCACUGCAUGCCAGGUUUGCCCUGAUCACCGGAGAAAAAAAGAAAAACGUCAGAUGGGUUCGUUUCAGACGCCGAUGGGAAUGCGAAGCUCCACGCUUUUGGAAACUUCGUGCGGAUACUUGCUUCAGGAAUUGCAGAUGAUUUGGAAUGAAGUUGGGCAAGAUCAGUUUGAAAGGGAGAAGGUGCUGCUGGAUUUAGAGCAAGAAUGUCUGGAGGUUUAUAGGAAGAAGGUUGAUACUGCAAAUACCUCGAGAGCUCGCUUGCACCAGGAGUUGGCUGAAGCUGAGGCUGAGUUCACCCAUCUUCUUCUGUCGCUGGGCGAACGGUCUCUCCCUGGACGGCCAGAAAAAUUGGCGGGAACGCUGAAAGAGCAGCUGGAUUCACUCACGCCGGCAUUGAGGGAGAUGAGAUUGAGGAAAAAAGAUAGGGUGAAUAAGUUUCGAGCAGUACAAGGGCAAAUUCAGAAAAUUUCUGCAGAAAUAGCAGGUCAGUCAGAGUACGGAGACUUAUCAUCAAAUAUCGUGGUGAAUGAGAAUGAUCUUUCGUUGAAAAAACUAGAGGAGUAUCAGACGGAGCUACAAACACUCCACAACGAGAAGAAUGAAAGGCUCAUGAGAGUCGAAAAAUAUAUAGAUGCAGUCCACAAUUUGUCUUCGAUAUUAGGAACAGAAGCCUCAAUGGUAAUCACCAAGGUUCAUCCAAGCUUGAAUGAAUUAUGUGGGUUGGCCAAAAACAUAAGCAACAAUAUUUUGGCUAAACUUAACAGCACAGUUGAAUCCCUAGAGGAAGAAAAGCAAAAGCGACUCGAAAAGCUUCACCAUCUUGGCAAAGUAUUGACAAACUUAUGGGAUCUCAUGGACACACCCUAUAAAGAUCGUCAAUCGUUUUCCCAUGUCACUGGCUUAUUAUCACUCUCAUCGGCAGAAGUAUCAGAUCCAGGAAGCCUGACCCUAAAUAUAAUACAACAGGCCGAAGCUGAAGUCAAGAGACUGGAUCACUUAAAAGCAAGCAAGAUGAAAGAACUAUUUUUCAAGAAACAGAAUGAGCUCAAGGAGAUAUGCAAUAAAUCGCACAUGGAAAUUCCUUUGCAAUCAGAGAUUGAUAAUCUUAUUAACCUCAUCAACUCUGGGGAGAUUGACCAUGCAGAUCUCCUAAUGAGCUUGGAUCAACAGAUAUCAAGAGCAAAGGAAGAAGCUUCUAGCAGAAUGACUAUCAUGGAAAAGGUGGAGAAGUGGAUGCUAGCACGUGACGAGGAGCGUUGGUUGGAAGAAUACACUAGAGACGAGAACCGGUACUCAGUCAGCAGAGGUGCACACAAGAACCUGAGACGUGCAGAACGUGCCCGAGUAUUAGUCAACAAAAUCCCAGCUUUGGUGGAUUUGCUAAUAACAAAUACUAAGAGUUGGGAAGAAGAAAGAAAGAAAACUUUCUUGUAUGAUGAGACUGGUAUUCCAAGUCAACUACAAUUUCAGGGAAAACAUGUCAUGCAGGUACCACUCCUAGAAAUGUUGGAAGAGUAUAAUGUGCUAAGGCAGGAAAAGGAGGAGGAUAAGCAAAGACAACGGGAAGUGAAGAAGGUCCAAAGCCAAGUAGUAGUUGAGCAAGAAAAUCUGUUCAUAACCAGGCCAAGCACCAGUACAAGGCGAACUUCAAGCAGGACUUUGAAUGGAGGUUUUAGCAACGCCAUGCCUCUAAACAGAAGGCUUUCACUAGGCCUUCAGCAAUUGGGACCAAACAGUGUAAACUCAGCCCCUCAAGGCAUUUCCUUUAUGAAGGAAGGCAAGAAGGCACACAGACAAAAGAUGUCUGCUCGACCUGGCCUUGUUUCUCAUCUUAGAGAUGAAACAGCUUCAGUGGUGUCAACGUUUUCUGGUCCACAAUCUCCCUGAAUUGUGUCUGAUUUGCCAAUUGCCAUGUCCUACGGGGGAGGAGAAAGGCGUGAGAGCUAGUUGCGCGGAAAGACCUAAUAGAUCAUCCAGAAGAAUAAGUUCAGUUUAGUAAUUCAGCUAAAGAGACUGUAUUUUAAGAAUUACCCCAGUACCAGCAAGAGAGUCUAGAAUUUUUAGACAACUGUAAUUGCAAAUAAAAAUAAACAAGUUCUAAGA
This is a messenger RNA of Malus domestica (apple), 3586 nucleotides long. Its product is annotated as 65-kDa microtubule-associated protein 8-like. Gene Ontology annotation, molecular function: microtubule binding. NCBI's taxonomy places the organism in Eukaryota, Viridiplantae, Streptophyta, Magnoliopsida, Rosales, Rosaceae. Gene Ontology annotation, cellular component: spindle; cytoplasm. The record is from RefSeq and is a predicted model, not a curated record. Gene Ontology annotation, biological process: microtubule cytoskeleton organization.